AUGAUCGACGGCAAGGUCGGCAAGGCCGACCGCGCGCGGCGCUUGAGAUCGCUGAACGCGGCGGACAGCGACCUGCGCGUGCUGUUCCUCUCGAAGCGGUGCACCGAGGGCAUCACCUGCGUCGGCGCAAACCACCUCAUCGAGCUCGGGCCGUCGUGGAACCCGGUAACGGACGUCCAGGCCUUGGGGCGCAUCCAACGCUUCGGCCAGACGCGGCCGUGCCACGUCGUCCGCGUCGUCAUCUGCGGCUCCAUCGAGGAGCUCAUCUUGCUGCGCCAGGCGGACAAGAGCGGGCUCGUCGAGCUCGUGAACGGCGGCAAGCUCCCGCCUUAUAUUCGCUCUUAG
This is a messenger RNA of Aureococcus anophagefferens, 345 nucleotides long. RefSeq lists its product as hypothetical. Gene Ontology annotation, molecular function: ATP hydrolysis activity. Gene Ontology annotation, cellular component: nucleus. The record is from RefSeq and is a predicted model, not a curated record. Bases 1 to 345 code for a protein of 114 amino acids. Lineage: Eukaryota; Pelagophyceae; Pelagomonadales; Pelagomonadaceae. The transcript has a single exon.